AAUGAACACCAAGAUGGGGGGAACCAGAGCUGCAUCAGGGAAGAGGCAGGUGUCCCUCUCUGGGUCCAAACCAAAAGCUGCUACUGUGAAGUCCGAUGGGAAAGGCUCGCUGCAGAGGAAGACUGGCCAGCAGGCAAGGGGCCCUGUGAACCCUGAGUGUCCAGAAGCUCCUGCAGGGCCAAGUUUAGAGGACCAAGCAGCCACUGUCAUCCAGUGUGCCUUCCGGCAGCACCUGGCAAGGAGGGAGCUGGCUCUCCGUCAACGGAAGCGCCAGGAAUACCUGGAGCAGAUGGAGAAGCUGCAGAGGGAGGCUUACCUGGCCUCGGUGCGCCAGGAGCAGGAAGCGGCCCGGAGGCGGCGCGAGGAGGAGGAGGCGGCGCAGCGCGAGCGGCUGGAGGAGCUGCAGCGCCGCCGCCGCCUCCUGGAUGCGGCCUUCGACGGGGACUUGGCGGAGAUCAGAGCGGUCCUGGACGAGGUGGAGCAGCUGCUGACCCGCGAUGGCGUGGGCCAAGACGAGGCGGGCCGGGCGCGCAGACUGCAGCGGCUCGUGGCCAUGGUGGAGUGCGAGGACAGCCACGGGAAUACGCCGCUGUCCGAGGCGGCCGCGGGUGGGCAGCCCCAGGCCAUCCGGCUGCUGGCCGAGCUCGGCGCCAGCCCCAACAGCAAGGGCGCCUUCGGUCGGACGCCGCUGUACCGGGCCGCCUUUGGGGGCCAUCUGGAAGCCGUACAGGUGCUUCUGAAGCUCGGAGCAGACCCGCGCGUGUACGCGGACGACGGGAACACUCCUGCGCAGGUGGCUUCCCUGAAUGCAGUGUCCACUGUGCUGCAGUCCUGGGACCUGAGCCUUACUGAGGCCAUGCUGCAGAACAUGGAGGCUGAGUGGCAGCGCCGGGCUCAGGAGGCCCAGCAGCAGCAGGCUGCAGAGGCCAAGCGCUUGACCCUCAAAGUGCAGCAGCUGGCCAGGGAGCAGCAGCAAUGUCAGAAGGUGUUACAGCAGGCAUACUGUGAGCUCCAUCGGAGGAUCUCAGAGCAUGACAGAUGCCAGCAGAAGUGCCCAGGCAAGGCUGAGCUCACACUGCAGGCCAUCAAGGAUACAGAGGUCCAUGUGGGCAAGUUGCGGCAGGAGGCACAGAAGGCUGAGGAGAUGCUGGCCAUGGCCCGACUGGAGCUGCGAGAGCAGAGCCAGGAGGAGGAAGAGGAGGCUCCAGGGCUGAAGUGCCAGGUUACUGAACUUCACGAUGUGCUGAUGAAGGAUGUAGGCAACCGCAUUAGCGCUGAUGGCAGGUCAGUCUGCACUCAGAUGGGCCUAGGCCAGUCUGGGAUGGCUGUGCCCUGGGGUGACCUGGUGGCCGCCAGUAGGUGGCCUCUCGUUAUAGAUCCUUCUGGCCAGGCAGCCACUUUCCUGCGCUACCAGGACACUAACUACGUGGAUACAAUGAACCCAGAGCACUUGAGGCCUGAGACUAUCCGGCUGGCACUGCUGGGGGCACUGAGGUAUGGGAAACCGCUGGUGUUUGAUUUUCGAGAAGUGGACCUGUUUCCUGUGGUGCAGCGACAGCUGGAUGCUGUGCAGCCAGGCCUGGCACAGGCGCUGCUGAGCCGCGGGCUGCUGGAGCAAGAGCGGUACCUGUCGCUGCUGCGGCCCACUGAUGGGGCAGAGUACGAUCCUGCCCAGUUCCAGGAGGCGCGCCUGGAGCACUUCCGCCUCUUCUUUGUCACCCAGGUGCAGUGGCCGCUGACUGAGCAAACGCAAGUGCUGCUCCCUGUGCGCGUGCAGCUGCCCAGCAGAGGUCUCUAGUGCUGCUCCCAAUAAAGCACCCACUGUGUCCCCAACUGUCCACCAGUCCAGCAGCAGUGUCCUGACUACUGGAUACUGCCUCUCAGGGUCUGGUGGGGCAGCUCUGCUGGGAAAAGGGCAAAAAGUGGGGCCAGCCUGCUGGGACCAAUGUAUGAACGUAUGGAUGGACAGACGGGAGUAAAACGUAGUUAACUUUAUUCUCCUUAAACCACAAAAUAGAGUCUUUGGUUGUACAAA
Messenger RNA from Cavia porcellus (domestic guinea pig), 2035 nucleotides. RefSeq names its product IQ motif and ankyrin repeat containing 1 (gene Iqank1). Gene Ontology annotation, biological process: regulation of barbed-end actin filament capping. Gene Ontology annotation, molecular function: protein binding. The record is from RefSeq and is a predicted model, not a curated record. The transcript has 12 exons. NCBI's taxonomy places the organism in Eukaryota, Metazoa, Chordata, Mammalia, Rodentia, Caviidae. Bases 2 to 1798 code for a protein of 598 amino acids. Gene Ontology annotation, cellular component: cytoplasm; nucleus.